ACUGUACUGGUCACAUGUUUUUGAGUCAAGAUGUUGACAAUAAGUAUAUCUGUGACAAACGUAUAAAAUAGCACAAUUGUUAAGACAAAGAGCUUAUUAAACUGAAUGACUGGAACUAGAUUGGUGAAAUAGUCAAAUUAAAAUAAAUUGCAUAACCAAUUUUAGAGAUCUGUUUUGCAGAUAAUUGAAGCUAUAAUUUAUAGGGUCACACUUGAGAUGUUAUAUUCUGACUAUUCAAGAACGAGUGGGGUAGCCUAUGAUGGAAUAUCAUUUAGUCAAAUGGUAAAGAGUUGUUUUUCUCAUGUCUCAUUUGUAUGUCAGGGGUGGGAUAUCCUAUAUAUUAUACGAUCCCAUUUUGGAAAUGAGAAAGGGGCGACAGCAAAGAGAGAUUGGAAUGUUUUUCUUUCAAAUUGUCGACAUUCAUUGAUGAAUAAUUCGUCAUUUCUCUUCAUGCUCACUAACCGAUGGCAACAGUCCGCGAAAUGUCCAGUAUGUACACAUAAGGAGGGCUACCCUAUUGAACUCACAGGGACUCAACUCCUGCUAAUUCUGCGCGCACUGAUAUUCUUUAAAAUGUUCAUCUGAUUAUCUGUCUGUCAGAUAUAAAUGAUAAUUUUACGAUUUAUUUUCUGUUAUUAUAUACGAAGUUUCAAAUGUAUUAAAAUAAAGGGGAGGGAGAUGAACGAGUCGACUGCCUCUUGAAAAAAAACUAGUAAAAUGUGAGGUUUGUCCUACCUCGUCCUGCGUACCUGCACUGGAUCUCUCUCACUGACUGGCAACUUGAGACCACUGGCAACAUAACGUUUUUCAUCUCGGGAGACUAAAAAGUAUAAUGAACAUGGGGAAAGUGGAUUUAAAAAUCCUGUGUGUUUUAUUUUUCUUCGUAAUCUCAGUGCAGAUGGGAUUUUCAGAGGAAUACAGAGGAAUACGCCUGGGAGCAAAAGAAAUACCAAUACAGAGAGUGAGACGCCAGAGCAAACCAGCAAAACCAUUGCUGAAGGUGACAGACUACCAUGUGAGGUGUUCUGUCAUGUCUCGCUACUCCCACACCACCAUCCAGAGCUCUGUGUGGAACCAGCUAGCUGUCACCAAGGAGGUAGCCUUUGAGGUGGACCUGCCCUCAGCAGCAUUCAUCUCCAACUUCACAAUCACCUCCAAUGGCAAAGUGCACAUCGCCCAGGUGAAGGAGAGGAGUGUGGCCAGGAAGAUCUAUGACGCAGCCAAGAGGCAAGGGAAAACAGCUGGACUCGUUGCCACCAAGGAGAGGGAGAUCGAGAAGUUCCGCAUGGCGGUGAGUGUUCCCUCAGGGAGCCGGAUUUCCUUCUCGCUGUCCUACGAGGAGCUGCUGCCCCGCAGGUUGGGUCGCUAUGAACUGAUCCUGGGCCUGAGGCCUGGAGGACUGGUCACUAAUUUCACCCUGGAUGUCAGCAUAGCAGAGAGGACGGGACUCCGCUUCGUCAAGGUCCUCCCGCUGAAGUCCAGCCGACGGCUCUCCAACACUGUCACAGGUGAGACAGAAGCCCCAGCCUCCACUGAGAUCCAGCAGAACCCUUGUUGUGCCCGUGUUCAUUACAACCCCAGCCUGCAGCAGCAGAGCAGUGUCACCUCGAAGGGACUCAACGCUGACUACAUCAUCCAGUACGAUGUAGAGCUCAGCGACCUCAUGGGAGACAUCCAGGUGUUUGAUGGAUACUUUGCCCACUACUUUGCACCUCGGGGGCUUCCUGUGGUCCCCAAGGAUGUCAUCUUUGUCAUUGAUGUCAGUGGCUCCAUGAUUGGCACCAAGAUCAAACAGACAAAGCAGGCAAUGUCCACUAUCCUGGGAGAUCUUCGUGAAGGGGACCACUUCAACAUCAUCACCUUCUCAGACAAGGUCCUCACCUGGAAGAAGGGUCGCACAGUGAGGGCCACGCGGAAUAACGUACGAGACGCUAAGGAAUUUGUCAAGAGGAUCAUCGCUGAGGGAUGGACCAACAUCAACGAGGCCCUCCUCUCAGCCGCCCAACUGGUCAACCCCUCUGCCUCCUCCUCGUCCUCUUCCGGUGGCUUCCGUCGGGUCCCUUUGGUCAUCUUCUUGACGGACGGUGAAGCUACCAUCGGCGUGACGUCCGGCGAAUCUAUCCUUAGCAACGCUAAGAGCGCUCUGGGUUCCGCCUCUCUGUUUGGCCUGGCCUUCGGAGACGACGCCGACUUCCCCUUGCUGCGGCGCCUGGCACUGGACAACCGUGGCAUGGCGAGGAUGGUGUACGAGGACACAGACGCCGCACUCCAGUUGAAGGGAUUCUACGAUGAGGUAGCCAGCCCGCUACUGUCAGACAUCCAGCUGACCUACUUGGACGACCAGGCCUUCGACGUCACCCGCUCCCUCUUCCCUAACUACUUCCAGGGCUCAGAGCUGGUGGUCACUGGGAAGGUCAAGCCAGGGGUCAGGAAUCUGAGGGUGUCUCUGACAGCCAGUGACUCUAAGCAGAAAGUGAAGAUCGAGAACGACGUGUUGGUGUCUAAAGGAGAGGAGAAUGGGACAGCCUACUCCAUGGGCUGCCCUGGGGGCAUGGGUGGGAUAUCCAGCUUCGUACGUCGUCUCUGGGCUUACUUCACGAUCAAAGAGCUGCUGCUGGCCAAACUGAACAGCACCGACCUGGUCAUGCAGAAACUGCUGGGCGAGAAGGCAACCAACCUCUCCCUCAAGUUCAACUUUGUCACGCCGGUUACUUCCCUUGUUGUAGUCAAGCCUGAUGCAGAUGAAAUUCCUACCACAGCGUCAACUACGACAGCUCAACCCGCCACCACAACCACCACCAAGCCCACCACCGUCAACACCACGAGUAGAGCUACUACAACAACCACAGUUGCCCACACUACUGCCACCGAAAUAGCCUCCCCCAUCCCUGUGAAAAAGCCCAGGAGUAACGAAGCUAAGCCAGACCCUCUUGUCACCAAGCAUCCACCUCCCCAACCUCCACCUCAACCCAGAAAGGCCUCCACCCCACCCACCCCAGCAAAAACAGUGGCUCCACCAUCCCCCAAGAAAACCACUAAGACUAGCACCCCCAGCCCCAGUGCCGCCAAAACCGUCCUUGCCCCUCUCUCGGGAAAAAAUCCCACCCCUCCUCCCAGCUCUCCUAAAACUGCCCCUGCCCCUCCCGCCAGGAUAUUCUCUACCCCCCUGGCCAACUCGUUCAAAACAGCUGCCGCUCCUGCACCUGGGAAAACCACAACCACCUCUCCACCCAACAUAGUAAAGAACGUCCCUACCACAUCACCCACUACAGUCCCUACAACUGUGAAAACCACUACCUCCACUACCACUCCCACCUCAGUCAGAACCGAUCCAACCCCUGCUCUACAGCCUUGGAAACCCGCCACGCCCCUUCCCAUCUCUGUUAGAACAGUCCUCCCUCCAGUUAGAAUACCCCUCUCCUCCUCCUCUUCAGAGAAUGCCACCAUGUCUGCCACUGAUGCCCAUCCACCUCAGGUUACCACAUUCCUGUACAGUGUUCUGUCCGUCGCCCCUACUCCAGCUCCACAGGGCCGUAACACAGACCCAGUCUCAGAUGUGGAACAGAUUGCCACCUUUGUCUCUGCCACAUUUGCCCCCAUGCCAGGCAUCACAGACGGGCCUAAACUGUGGGAGGCUGCAGGACUACUGGAUGUCUCCACAUCCAUCCAGAUCCAUAGAAAAGAUAUGGACCGAGAUAAAGAUUAUGAUGCAACCUACGACCAAGACUACGACCUCAACUAUGAUUCCUGGGAUGAAUCAGCAUCAAAUCUUUUGCCAGGCCCCACCUCUAGACUGAGUUCUGUCAGAGUCUUCUCCUCUUCUGUUGAUGGAGACCCUCAUUUUAUGGUCCAGCUCCCCAAACUGAAACAGAAUCUGUGUUUCACGGUGGACGGCAGGGCCAACGACGUACUGAGACUGCUGGAAGACCCAGAGAGAGGUAUCACGGUGGACGGCCAUCUCAUGUGGGCUCCGUCCAAGCAAGACGUAGAGGACCGCUCCCGCACUUACUUUGACAAGAUAACCAUCUCCGCUGCCAUGGGCGGGCGCGGCGGGCUGGGUGGCAUAGUGAUCACACUCUCAUUGGACGCCGUGGUGGUGGAAGGGGAGGGACGGGACACCCUACUCACUAAUCUGCAGGGAUCUGUAACGAGGCAGGGCGUGGCGGUAUCCGUGGACACCACAGAUGACAUCCAUCAGAGCUGUCGGAUCGAGCUGGCGAAGGAUAUUUGUUUCCUGGUUCUGUUCCACCACUACAAACAGCCCAGCUACCUGCAGAUGGCGCACCUCGGGUUCUAUAUCACUGAUGGACAAGGCCUCUCUCCUUCAACCCAAGGCCUACUGGGCCAGUUCCAGCAUGCGGACAUGAGUGUGACGCCGGUGAAGGACCCUAGUGACACACCGCCCCAGCCUAGUAAAGAUGGGGUCCUGUCCAGGGGGGUGCUGAGGUGGGGGGCGAUUCACGUACCCAUCACCCUACAGGACAAGACCCUGAAGGACACAGUGAGGAAACGUCACCUGGGCAGGUGUUGGGUCGUGCCCAAGGCACAGGUGGAGAAACUGUUGGGUCAUCCAUACCAGAGCUACCUGGUGGAUAACAUGUAAAUACUAUUUUCAAAUGUCCAUCCAGUAUUAGCACUCCACUUAGAAUACACAUGCCUAGUACAUUGCUUCAUACCAAGUGGUAUGCUAGUAUAGAGAUUGGAACCGAGCCACUCAUCUAGCUACCAACACCUCAAAGCUGGGCAGCUCAGGCCAAUGGGAAAAUACAGUGUCUCUGCAAGGACAAACAGCACUGUGACUAGUGUGCUGCUGGCUAGCCUUCAAUACCAACAUCACAUAGUGGGUUAUUACUCUCUCUCCUCUGAAAGUGUGCAUGAAUUCAUGUUCAUGAUUAUGAAAAUGAGAGACAGAGAGAGGGACACAACAAGAGACAGAUACAAUGACAAACAAAGACAAAAGAGAGAGAGAGAGACAGAGAUUGAGUCCAGUAAGAAAUCUAAAGAAUGAUGAGGUAAUUCUCAUAGGUGUCAGACAUGGAAAGAUAAUAUAGGAGAUGGGAUGAGGUCAUUUCACCAGUGUCUUUCUGAAAUAACAACAGGGGACAGACUUCAUCUGCUGUUAACGUGGCAACAGUUAGAUAUGUUAAUUGUCUCUAUACCUCUGCAGACAAAUGCUGCUUGAUCUUGACAUACAGCUAAAUCCAAACUCUCAUUCGCAAAAAAAUCAUAUGCUUCAUAAGGACAAUUUAUAAUUCCAAUGUUAUAACAAAUAUAUGAAUAGAUCAUUUGAUUUUUUAGCAAUGUGUCAUUUUAUAUAGAGGGUCAGAGUUGUAUUUUAAUUGUUUCAGUUUUAUUGUGAAGU
Oncorhynchus keta (chum salmon) is the source of this 5362-nucleotide messenger RNA. RefSeq names its product inter-alpha-trypsin inhibitor heavy chain H6-like. The transcript has 18 exons. NCBI's taxonomy places the organism in Eukaryota, Metazoa, Chordata, Actinopteri, Salmoniformes, Salmonidae. The record is from RefSeq and is a predicted model, not a curated record. Gene Ontology annotation, biological process: hyaluronan metabolic process. Gene Ontology annotation, molecular function: serine-type endopeptidase inhibitor activity. The coding region runs from base 833 to 4603 and encodes 1256 amino acids.